Messenger RNA from Cylicocyclus nassatus, 490 nucleotides. The record is from the annotation of a GenBank genome assembly. NCBI's taxonomy places the organism in Eukaryota, Metazoa, Nematoda, Chromadorea, Rhabditida, Strongylidae.
UACGUCGCCUUUGUUCUUCCAUAUAGAAGUUGCGUGAGCCAAGUCACUCCAGCUUGUCCGCAUUCCUUCCAAAAUUCGUUGGGGACAUCGUCUGGGCCUGUCGCCUUGCCGUUUUUUGUUUUCAUUAUGGCGGAGCGAACUUCUUCCUCUGUGAUGCUGGGUACUGGUCCAAGCACAGGAUCGGCUUCUAGAGUAGAUGCGUACUCAUGGCUCGCAGAUGCCAUUCCUUCGAAAUGUGUUCUCCAUCUUUCCUUAAUUUCUUGUGGCUUCCUGAGUAGUUUGCCAUGUACGUCCUUGAUACUGUAAAAAUGCUCUAUAUCUUUUGAGGCAGUUGUUCUUCUUUUCGCGAUUCGAUAUAUGUCCCGUUCGCCUUCGCGAUUGCGCAGUUUCCUGUAAAGUUCUUCUACAUACGUUUCUUUUGCCUUUUUAACACUCCUCUUUGCUGCGCGUUUCGCGUCCAAGUACAACUGAUGAGCAUCUUCCGUUUGUA